GGGUGUGGAGACCCGAGGCCUCGGGAAGAUCUGAAAUCUUGUCAAGAAUACUUGAAGUAACUUAGUGGAAAGGUGUUUCAUUCUAGAUGGAUUACAAACCUGCUUUUUAUCGGUUGAGAAUUUGGGGGAUGGGAAGUACCCACAUUAAGUUGCAUAAACUGUCAUUUAGCUGGGGAUUAUUCACUGUCAGAUUCCAAGAUUGGAAAUAAUGGGAGGAAGGCCCUGGUCCAGCUCCUCUUUAUCUUACAGAGUGUGUACUUUUGUCCAGAAUACCUGUGGAGAAGAAACAAUGGAUUCCUUGGAUCACAUGCUGACAGAUCCCCUAGAACUGGGUCCAUGUGGAGAUGGUCAUGGCACUCGGAUUAUGGAGGAUUGCCUUCUGGGUGGCACCAGGGUCAGUCUGCCAGAGGACCUUCUGGAGGAUCCUGAGAUAUUCUUUGAUGUCGUCAGUCUCUCCACGUGGCAGGAAGUACUGAGUGACUCUCAGCGUGAACACCUCCAGCAGUUUCUGCCUCAGUUUCCCACAGACAGUGUGGAACAGCAGAAUGAGCUCAUUCUUGCCCUGUUCAGUGGGGAGAACUUCCGCUUUGGGAACCCUCUGCACAUUGCUCAGAAGCUUUUCCGAGAUGGACACUUUAACCCUGAGGUGGUCAAAUACCGGCAGCUAUGCUUCAAGUCACAGUACAAACGAUAUCUCAACUCGCAACAGCAGUAUUUCCAUCGGCUGCUAAAACAGAUCCUUGCUUCUAGGAGUGAUCUUCUGGAGAUGGCAAGAAGGAGCGGCCCGGCUCUUCCCUUCCGCCACAAGCGCCCUUCACCAUCCCGAAGCCCGGAGGAGCGGGAGUGGCGGACCCAGCAGCGCUACUUGAAGGUCUUGCGGGAAGUGAAGGAGGAGUGUGGUGACACUGCCCUUUCCUCUGAUGAAGAGGCCACGUUGGAUUUACAAGAAAAAUUUUCUUUUGAAGAUCUCAACUCAUGGCUUCCAAGCUCUCCAGCACGUUCUCCUAGUCCUGCGGUGCCCCUGAGGGUGGUGCCCACGCUUUCCACCACGGAUAUGAAAACUGCAGAUAAAAUAGAACUGGGGGACAGUGACCUGAAGAUAAUGUUAAAGAAGCACCAUGAGAAGCGGAAACAUCAACCAGAUCACCCAGACCUUUUGACAGGGGACCUGACCCUCAGUGACAUCAUGACUCGAGUAAAUGCCGGCAGGAAGGGCUCUUUAGCAGCCUUAUAUGACUUGGCUGUCCUUAAAAAAAAGGUGAAAGAAAAAGAGGAAAAGAAAAAGAAGAAAAUAAAGCUGAUUAAAUCUGAGGCAGAGGAUCUGACAGAGCCCCUAAACAAUACUGAAGGGGUGCCACCUCUCUCACAGGCCCCCUCUCCACUGUCAGUAUCUGCUAUCAAGGAAGAGCCCUUGGAAGACCUCAAGCCUUGCCUUGGAAUCAAUGAAAUAUCUUCCAGUUUUUUCUCUAUUCUAUUAGAGAUCUUGCUGCUGGAGAAUCAGGCUAGUCUUCCUAUGCUGGAGGAUCGGGUUUUAGAUUGGCAGUCUUCUCCAGCCAGUUCCCUCAACAGCUGGUUCUCUGCUGCCCCCAACUGGGCUGAGUUGGUGUUGCCUGCUCUGCAGUAUCUUGCUGGAGAAAGCCGAGUGGUUCCUUCCAGUUUCUCACCAUUUGUUGAAUUCAAAGAGAAAACCCAGCAGUGGAAGUUGCUUGGUCAGUCUCAAGACAAUGAAAAGGAAUUGGCUGCACUCUUCCACCUGUGGCUAGAGACCAAAGACCAGGCUUUCUGUAAGCAAGAAAAUGAAGACAGCUCAGAUGCCAUGACACCUGUUCCUCGCGUAAGAACUGACUAUGUAGUGCGGCCCAGCACAGGAGAGGAGAAACGGGUUUUUCAAGAGCAGGAGCGUUACAGGUAUAGCCAACCCCAUAAGGCAUUUACCUUCCGCAUGCAUGGCUUUGAGUCUGUGGUGGGGCCAGUGAAGGGCGUGUUUGAUAAGGAGACCUCCCUCAACAAGGCUCGUGAACAUUCACUGCUGCGCUCUGACCGUCCUGCCUAUGUCACCAUCCUGUCCCUUGUUCGGGAUGCUGCAGCUCGGCUGCCUAAUGGAGAAGGAACUCGGGCAGAGAUCUGUGAACUGCUCAAGGAUUCUCAGUUUCUUGCUCCAGAUGUCACCAGCACUCAGGUGAACACAGUAGUGAGUGGUGCACUGGAUCGGCUUCAUUAUGAAAAAGACCCUUGUGUGAAGUAUGAUGUUGGACGAAAGCUGUGGAUCUACCUGCAUCGUGACCGGAGUGAGGAAGAGUUUGAACGGAUUCACCAAGCUCAAGCAGCAGCAGCGAAAGCCAGAAAAGCCCUUCAGCAAAAACCCAAGCCCCCAUCCAAGGUGAAAUCUAGUAAUAAGGAAAGCUCAAUGAAGGGUCUUAACAGUGGCCCUUCUGAGCAGAGUCAGAUGAGCCUCAGUGACUCCAGCAUGCCACCCACCCCAGUCACACCUGUAACCCCCACAACACCAGCAUUGCCCACCACCCCCAUCUCCCCUCCACCUGUGUCGGCAGUGAACAAAAGUGGCUCUGCCUCCAUCUCAGAGCCAGCUAAGUCUAGCUCAGGUGUUCUUCUGGUGUCCUCACCAACAAUGCCACAGCUAGGAACAAUGCUGUCCCCAGCUUCCAUCCAGACUCCACCCAGUUCUCAGGCCACUGCCCGGGUUGUGAGCCAUUCUGGCUCGACUGGUCUGCCCCAGGUUCGCGUGGUGGCCCAGCCCAGCCUUCCGGCUGUCUCUCAGCAGUCAGCAGGGCCAGCACAAACACUGCCACCGAUGACGGCAGGACCGCAAAUCCGGGUGCCAGUCACUGCCACACAGACCAAAGUAGUACCCCAGGCGGUCAUGGCAACUCUUCCAGUCAAAGGACAGACUACAACAGCCACUGUGCAGCGGCCUGGACCUGGGCAGACAGGGCUUACAGUGACAAGUCUCCCUGCAGCAGUCAGCCCAGUGAGCAAGCCAGUCACAAGUUCUCCUGGGAGCUCUGCUCCUAGUGCCUCCACAACAGCUGUCAUUCAGAAUGUCACAGGACAGAAUAUCAUCAAGCAGGUGUCGAUCACUGGGCAGCUUGGUAUGAAGCCCCAGACAGGCAACAGCAUUCCACUCACAGCCACCAACUUCCGUAUCCAGGGUAAAGAUGUACUGCGUCUGCCACCCUCUUCCAUCACCACAGAUGCCAAGGGCCAGACAGUUUUACGAAUCACGCCGGACAUGAUGGCCACGUUGGCCAAGUCUCAGGUUACCACAGUCAAACUGACUCAGGACCUCUUUGGGACAGGAAGUGGCACUGCAGGCAAAGGCAUCUCUGCUACCUUACAUGUCACUUCUAAUCCUGUCCAUGCAGCUGACAGCCCUGCCAAGGCCCCUUCCACCAGCGGCCCUUCAUCUGCUCCAGCGGGUACCACCGUGGUCAAAGUAACUCCUGAUCUCAAGCCAACAGAUGCCUCGAAUUCAGCUUUUCGCUUGAUGCCAGCUCUGGGAGUGAGUGUGGCAGAUCAGAAGGGAAAGAACACAGUGGCCUCUUCAGAAGCAAAACCAGCUGCCACCAUCCGAAUUGUGCAGGGACUGGGAGUGCUACCUCCUAAAGCAGGCCAGACCAUCACUGUUGCAGCUCAUGCAAAGCAAGGAGGCUCUGUUGUUGGUGGGUCUGGAACUGUCCAUUCUUCAGCGGUAUCCUUGCCCAGUAUGAGUGCUACUGUGUCUAAGACUGUGGCUGUGGCUUCUGGGGCCACAAGUACCCCCAUCAGUAUCGGGGCAGGAGCCCCCACUGUGCGGCAGGUUCCAGUCAGCACAACGGUUGUGUCCACAUCACAGGCUGGGAAGCUGCCUACGAGGAUCACAGUUCCACUGUCUGUGAUUAGCCAGCCAAUGAAGGGCAAGAGUGUGGUCACAGCCCCCAUCAUCAAAGGCAACCUUGGAGCUAACCUCAGUGGACUGGGCCGUAACAUCAUCCUCACGACCAUGCCAGCAGGGACUAAGCUCAUUGCUGGCAAUAAGCCAGUGAGUUUCCUUACUGCCCAGCAGUUGCAGCAGCUUCAGCAGCAAGGUCAGGCCACACAGGUACGCAUCCAGACUGUCCCAGCAUCCCAUCUUCAACAAGGCACAGCUUCAGGUUCCUCCAAAGCCGUCUCCACUGUUGUUGUGACCACAGCUCCAUCUCCUAAACAGGCACCUGAACAACAGUGACUGAGAAUGGUGGCUUCUAUCAGAGACCAGGCCUGGUGUGUCCUGGCCAACAGGAAGGGAACAGGGAGGUUGCAUCAUUUCUCUGAGCUUUCCUGCUUGAGGCAGGCUGGUGGAGGGUGAUUGCACCUGUGGCCUAGCUUCUGCUGCCAUACUCCAUAAUGAAGCCCUGCAAAGGGUCCUCUCCAGGGUUCCAGGGCUGCACUGUAUUAGUCCAGGAAGAGAGAAUGUUAGACUCGUGGGACAUCACAGGUAGUCACACAAGCCAAAGUUACCUCCUGAGAGUAGGAUGCCAGGGAGAAGGCCUUGCAGAGAGGGCAGGCAGUGAGUGAGCCUUAUUCUGAGUGAGGGUUGUACUUUUUAGCUUCUGAUUUUCUCUGUGACUCAUGGUCUGGAUGUGAGUUUUGUGUCCAGAAAAUUUUGUGUAACUUAUUUUUUUAAAGAACUUUCUGUACAUCUUUUAUCAAAAAGAAACCUGGGCUUUAGUGCUCCUAAACUGAUGACUUACU
Molecule: messenger RNA, 4731 nt
Organism: Nannospalax galili (Upper Galilee mountains blind mole rat)
Lineage: Eukaryota; Metazoa; Chordata; Mammalia; Rodentia; Spalacidae
Gene: Nfrkb
Product: nuclear factor related to kappaB binding protein
Exons: 27
Coding region: 209-4225 (1338 amino acids)
Cellular component (GO): Ino80 complex
Molecular function (GO): protease binding
Source: RefSeq, a predicted model, not a curated record